Rhagoletis zephyria (snowberry fruit fly) is the source of this 580-nucleotide messenger RNA. Its product is annotated as protein KTI12 homolog. Lineage: Eukaryota; Metazoa; Arthropoda; Insecta; Diptera; Tephritidae. The record is from RefSeq and is a predicted model, not a curated record.
AUGGAAAUAACAGAAUUAGGCGCAUGGGAGUUUAACCAACCGCGCACUGGUGCAGAUGUGUUGGAUGAUCGAGUGGACAGUUCGAACGUGCCAUAUACACGGGAAAUAUUCGAUGCUUUGUAUAUGCGUUACGAAGAGCCGCAUGGCAACUGCCGUUGGAAUAGUCCAUUGUUUGUAGUGUUUGACAAUGAUGCAUUUAUUUUAGAGGCUAUCUAUGGCGCGCUAUACGAGUCGAAAGCAAAAGAAGCAAAGAAAAAAAUUAAAAAACCACCACUAAGCGCUACAAAUUAUCUUUUCGAGCUGGAUAAGUUAACGCAACAAAUUAUAGCCGACGCCUUGGCUGCACGAAAAAUUGGUAACACCGGUCCAGUUCCGGCGGCCGUAAAUGCUAUUCAACUGAAUCGGCUACGAAGGCAAUUUCUGAAUUAUAGUAAAUUGCAUCAUGCGACCACUAACACAUUGGACCAAGUGCCGCAAUUGUUUGUACAAUUUUUAAAUUCAAAUUGUAAUGAAUAGCUUAGCUUUUAUGAAAUGGAAUUUUAAAUAAUAUAAUUUACAAUUUCAACAUCUUAACGGCAAC